ACCGCCUUCUCCUGCUGGAACACAAACAGAAGCAGAAGCAGGUAGGAAGCUGUGUUUGUGUAUUGUGGCACGAUCAUGGCCGCUGAUUUACAGUUAAACUAAUGUAAAGGGAACUUUACAUCGCCGUUAGGAUGUGGAUCACUCCGGAGGAGGUGCUGCUCGCUAACGCACUGUGGGUGAGUGAGAGGGCCAAUCCCUUCUUCAUUCUGCAGCGGAGGAAGGGACACGGCAAAGGAGGAGGCAUCACCGGUCUUUUGGUAGGUACUCUGGAUGUUGUGUUAGACUCCAGUGCUCGUGUGGCUCCGUAUCGAAUCCUUCAUCAAACAGGGGACUCGCAACUCUUCUGGAGCAUUGCCUGUGGCUCAUCACGCAAGGAGAUAACAGAACACUGGGAAUGGCUAGAGGCUAAUUUACUGCAGACUCUCUCCAUUUUUGACAACGAUGAAGACAUCACUACUUUUGUCAAAGGCAAGAUACAGGGCAUUAUUGCUGAGGAGAAUAAGAGCCGUCAAACACAAGAAGACGAGGAUUGUGGGAAGUUUCGGGAGGCAGAGAUGAAGAUGCGGAAGCUGUUUGGGAUGCCUGAGGAAGAGAAACUGGUGAACUAUUACUCAUGCAGCUACUGGAAGGGUAGAGUGCCACGUCAGGGCUGGCUCUACCUCUCUGUCAAUCACCUGUGCUUCUACUCCUUCCUACUUGGAAAAGAGGUGACCUUGAUAGUGCAGUGGACAGAUGUGACUCAGUUAGAUAAGAACGCUACGCUGUUAUUUCCUGAGAGUGUGCGUGUGAGCACACGGGACACGGAGCACUACUUUUCCAUGUUCCUCAACAUCAACGAUACAUUUAAACUGAUGGAGCAGCUGGCUAACAUCGCCAUGAGGCAGCUGCUGGAUAACGAGGGCUUCUCUGCAGACCACUCGCUCCCCAAACCCUGCAAGACCCUGAAAAAUGUUUCUGCACUCAAAAGGGACCUGGACGCACGGGCGAAAAACGAGAGAUACCGAGCUCUGUUCCGCCUGACAAAGGAAGAACGGCUAGACGGCCAUACAGACUGCACUCUGUGGACACCCUUCGCUAAGAUGCAUGUAGUUGGACAGAUGUUUGUCUCCAACAAUUACAUCUGUUUUGCCAGCAGAGAGGAGGACCUGUGUCAACUUAUCAUACCGCUUAGAGAGGUGUCUAUAGUAGAGAAAGCUGACAGCAGCAGUGUUUUGCCUAGUCCUCUCUCCAUCAGCACUAAAAACAAGAUGACCUUCCUAUUUGCAAACCUCAAAGAUCGUGACUUCCUUGUUCAGCGGAUCUCAGACUUCCUACAGAGAACGCCUGACAGAAGCAUGACAGGACAAUCUGAGAGUCCAAGUCCCAGCACCCCUCCUUCCCUCCCUUCAAUGUCACUGAUGCUGGGAUCAGGUGAGAUGACCCAGGAUCGCUACUACAGCUCCAGCCUCCCUACAGCCAAGCAGGGUCUGCUUCAUAUCUACCAGAAGGGAUGUCCUGAAGACCUGGGACCUAAAGCGACAAAAGAGAAGAUGAAGGAAGAAUCCUGGAAUAUCCAUUUCUUUGAGUUUGGACGAGGCGUGUGCAUGUACCGCACGUCUAAGACUCGAAACCUGGUACUGAAAGGGAUUCCUGAGAGUCUGAGAGGAGAACUGUGGUUACUGUUUUCGGGUGCUCAGAAUGAGAUGGUGACUAACCCAGGUUACUAUGCGGAGCUGGUGGAGCAGGCCAUGGGCAGGUGUAAUUUAGCUACUGAGGAGAUUGAGAGAGACUUGCAUCGCUCAAUGCCUGAGCACCAUGCCUUUCAGAACGAGAUGGGAAUCGCUGCUCUUCGACGAGUACUCACUGCAUAUGCAUACCGCAACCCAGGGAUUGGGUACUGCCAGGCCAUGAAUAUAGUAACGUCAGUGUUGCUGCUGUACUGUACUGAAGAGCAGGCUUUCUGGUUGCUGGUGGCUUUGUGUGAACGGAUGCUGCCUGAUUAUUACAACACCAGAGUUGUAGGAGCUCUGGUGGAUCAAGGUGUGUUUGAGGAGCUGACACGUGAGUGCUUGCCACUGCUGUAUGAGCACAUGCAGGAGCUGGGUGUGAUCUCCACUAUCUCCUUGUCCUGGUUCCUCACACUCUUCCUGUCUGUCAUGCCGUUUGACAGUGCUGUGUUGCUGGUGGAUUGCUUCUUCUAUGAGGGAAUUAAAGUCAUCUUUCAGGUGUCAUUAGCUGUGUUACACGCAAACAUGGAGAAGUUGUUAAACUGCACAGACGAAGGAGAAGCCAUGACCAUACUCGGAAGGUAUCUGGAUAACGUUGUGAACAAACAGACAGUGGCUCCACCCAUCCCACACCUGCAUGCCCUGUUAACCAGUGGAGACGAGCCACCACCUGAGAUUGACGUAUUUGAUCUCAUUAAGACGUCCUAUGAUAAGUUUGGAAGUCUGCGUGCUGAUGUCAUUGAGCAGAUGAGGUUCAAACAGCGGUUAAAGGUUAUUCAGUCUUUAGAGGAUACAGCUAAGAGAAGUGUGGUGAGGGCCAUCAUGACCGACUCAGCCUUCACUAUUGAAGAGCUGGAGGAACUGCAUGUUCUGUUCAAGGCCAAGCACAUCAUGAGCUGCUAUUGGGGGGCGAGUAGCACUGCUGCUGAGCGUCAUGACCCGAGUUUACCCUAUCUGGAGCAGUACCGGAUCGACUGUGGACAGUUCAGUCAGCUCUUCUUAGCCUUGGCACCUUGGAGCUGUGGCAUGCACACUUCCACACUCUCUACUCGCUUAUUUCGCCUGCUUGACCACAACAAAGACUCCCUCAUCAACUUUAAAGAGUUUGUUACAGGCCUGAGUGGGAUGUAUCAUGGUGAUAUGACUGAGAAAUUAAAGCUGCUGUAUAAAUUACACCUGCCUCCAGCUUUGUGUCCAGAAGAGGCCGAGUCUGCACUCGAGGCCACUCAGUUUUUUACUGAUGACCCACUGCAGGAUCCUCCCUCCUUGUCUCAUCUAGACUUUCUGGUCCAGGAAGUCACCUCAGGUGAAGAGGUGAAGGAGGUACCUGAUACAGGAGGAGAUUCUGAGGAGAAGAAAGAGGAAAAAGUAAAGGACUAUAAGUAUUACUUGAGAAUGUGGGCUAAGGAAAGGGAGCCCAAGAAAGAGACCAUCAAAGACCUGCCUAGAAUGAAUCAGGAGCAGUUUAUUGAGCUCUGCAAGACGCUCUAUAAUAUGUUCAGUGAGGACCCUCAGGAGCAGGAGCUUUAUCAUGCCAUUGCUACGGUGGCCAGCUUAUUACUGCGCAUCGGAGAAGUGGGCAAGAAGUUCACUAACAACGGCAGCAAGAAGUGUGAUGCACUCGCUCAGCCAGCGGUAGAGAAUCCAGGAAAGGAGAACUGUUUUGGGGAGCAGGGAUGUGGGCUGUCACUGGUGUCGAAGGCUUUAGCAGAGGCCCAAUUGGAGACUCUGCUUCCUCCAGCCAACGGGUCAGACGAAGAUGUGAAGGACGACACCUCCAUUUCAUCCUACUCUGUGGUCAGCGCCGGUUCUCUGCAGUGUGAAGACAUCGCUGAUGAUACAGUCCUGAUCGGAUGUGGAGUGGGUGGAGCUGGAGGUGGGAAUGACAGUAGACGUGGCAGUGCACCAGAUGGCGAUUGGUCGAUCUCGUUUGAGCAGGUGCUUGCAUCGUUGCUGACCGAACCGGCUCUGGUAAACUACUUUGAGAAGAAGCACGACAUUAGGAGCAAGAUGGCUGUCUGUAAGGCUCAGAGGGCUGUAGAAAGACAGACCAGUUCGUCCAGUGACCAUGAGCUAGCUCAACUCUCCACCUAAGGUUUGAGCUCAUGGCUGCAACUAUUGAAGUCAUAUUCUCUAUUAUUUGGAGAUCUGACUCUAAUUAUCACUAGUGCAUUAAUGAUCACACUCAUUCUCACCACUUAUACAUGUCUGCACUUUUGCUCUUGCGGCCUUUGUCCUUCCAGGUUGAACAGGUGAGCACAGUUUGUCUGCUGUUAGCAUGUUACCUGAUGGUUUUUGCGCCUCUUGAAUCUGAGUCCAGCGUUCAGCCAGUGCACUCAAGUUUUAUGUAGACCAACAUGGAGUUUAUGUUGUGUCUUUAGUUACCUCUGAUGAGGCGAGUGGGCAUUGUACCAGUUACUCGAGCUGCAGCUUAGCUAUCUGCACCUGCAUAUUCUUCAAUUUUGAGACUUUUUGAAGGAUCAUUAUCACCUAAGUUAGUGUGGGGAAAAAAUUUACCAGCACACUAUCUUGUUCAGAUGUGUAAUAGUAACUUUUACAUUAUUCCUUCUUACACAUAGUCAGAAAUAUACAAAGGUAGUCUUGCACUGUGUCAUAUUCAGGCUAUGGUUUUAAAAUAAGACAUUUUUGAUGGUUUAGCUCCUCUGUGUAAAGCCUUGGUCAUCCUGUUGUGAUGAUUUUAAUCAUUUGCUAGUGGUUCAGCAGCCAGAGCCACCUUAUUAUCAUUACAAUAACAGAAUUAUUUUAGAUAUUUCAAGGACUCUUACAUUAGGAUCUGUAUCCCAGCUCUUAUUUCAGCAAAAAUGACUAAAUCACUUUAGAUCUGAUAUUCUGAAAAUGCUCAUACGUCACGCAAGUACAAUCAGAGAUGGCUAAAUGUUAAUAUUAACUAUAGUAUCUAACACUCUUUGGCUGCCUUUCAGUCAAGCUAAAUUAAUCUGUAAUCAGCUUUCAGGCCCUUGUUCUCUUUUCCUUGUCUAAGAAAAGUUAGUAGAGACAGUAAGAAGGGAACUUUGGCAUUUGCAGCAUUUCUGCUAAGCAUUAUAUCUAACAGUUAUAUUUUGUUGUUCAUAGCUGCAUAUUUUCUUAUAUAAAAUAUUUUAUUGCUAAAUGUAUAUGUAACAAUGUUUUUACCGUCACCUAAACCAGCUUUUGUUUUCCCCCCUCACACUCCGUAGCUUGCCCUAUAAUAAUAAUUUUAAUUGUUACUUUUGUACAAAAUAAUUAGCUUUAAAUCGACUUCACUGCAGUUCACAUAUGUUUUAUAUACCAAGAUGAAGGCCUUAAAUGCAAUUGUUAUUUCUAGGAAGCUAUACAUCAUGCUAGUGAUUAAACUCCCCAAACCUUGUAUAAUUGAGGCCAACUAAAAUAUGCAUUCCUGAGGUACGUUACAGCUUCGAAGCAGACGCGUUCAGAAAUAGCCUUGUCAACAUCCCCGUUUUGUUUCCAGCACUAAGCAGAAGUCUGUUCCCUUUAGGUCACUUUUGAAACACUAAACACUUCUUAGCAUUUCCAAACUCUCCUUGUUUCAAUUUAUAAUUAUGCACGAGUUCAAGUUCAGAAAGAUGUCUCGUUCGCAAACAUUUUGUGUUCUGCCAGACAACUGGACUUGCUUCAUUUUGAUCUAACCUUGUGUUUACUUAUUUAAUACUGCUGCAUUUCCGUUCCUCAGGUGCUGAGCUUUAACCGGUAGGUUGAUGAAAAGAAAUGACAAGAAUACUCACGUUUUACCAGAGCAAAUGAUACGGGACAUAUUCUGUCCAAAUAAGUUGGUUAAAAUAUUCAGAAGGCAGUGAGAGGUCAGAUGGCAUUUCAUUAUUCUGGAUCUGGGCAUAUAGUACCCAUGAAAAAAGCACCUGAUGUAAUUUGCAGUGAAAUCCUGUAAUUCUACUAAGCAUGUGUAAAUGUACAGUCCAGUCAGAUCCCUACUAUGAAACAUGCCUGUUCUGUUGCUGUAUGUGUGAAGUAUAUAGUAAACACUGAGUGAAUGCUACUAAUUUUCAUGCUUCACUGUAAAAGUAACCAUCAGGCUUAUUAAUGCACAUUUAUAUGAUUGUGUUUAUAUGAUUCCUCGUCCUCUAUUUCACCCAGACCACUUUAAUUUGCGUUGAUAUCUUGUAUUGCUGUCACAGAAAUACCUACAGUAUUUAAUCCAUACUACAAGUUGUUUGCUCAUUUAAACUGUUUUUAAAAAUCUGUUGUCAUUGAUCAGUACUGUAUUAUAAUGUGUAAUAAAUAAACAAGUUGUGUGAA
This is a messenger RNA of Tachysurus fulvidraco (yellow catfish), 5978 nucleotides long. Its product is annotated as TBC1 domain family member 9B. Bases 132 to 3800 code for a protein of 1222 amino acids. The transcript has 23 exons. The record is from RefSeq and is a predicted model, not a curated record. Gene Ontology annotation, molecular function: calcium ion binding. Lineage: Eukaryota; Metazoa; Chordata; Actinopteri; Siluriformes; Bagridae.